GCAAACGAAACGGUCGAGUUGGGAGUUUCGGAUUUUUAUCUGUGGUUGCUGAGACCGUCGAUCGCCUCGCGUUCGCGUAAACAUUGGCUCGGUCCGGGUACGCCUGAGCUGAAUCUUACACACGUGGUUCCAGAAACGAUCUCACCUGUUUGCAAUAAGCAUAACAAACGCCGGAAAGCGAAGGAAAGAAAGAAACAAGUCUAGACUUCUGGAGCAUGCAGUUGCUCAGUUCUCCGGUGUUUGAUUUUCUGCUAAUUUUAGUGUUGGUUCAGCUGAUUUUUUUUUUCGGCCGGGUUUGAUCCCAGUCUAAAAUAAGAACUGUUUGUUUAGCUAAACAGUUCGGAUUCCAGACCCGGGACGAUCUGGAUUCGCAAAAUCAGGAAAAAGGUUUCGCAUUUCAAGGCUCCGCGGUUGUGUUUCACUUUUAACAGCUCGGAUCGUUUGUGUUUUCUUUUUCUCGAUCAAGUUGAUUGUGAGUUUUUUUAUAAGAAGAAUGUUUAUCAUACUGUGAUCCGGCUUCCGUGUGUCGUUAUUGUGUUUUUUGGCUGUUACUACUGCAGCAUCCCUGCACUUUUUUUCCACCGAGUGAAUCAAAAGGAAUACAUAACAACAACGAUUACCAUAGGCAAUAUCUGGUUUGAGCAGUCGAAGAAACAACAAAAAAUAGUCCACUCCAUGUGGUGGAUAGCUGGAGCUUGAUUUGUGGCAGCAAAAUUGGCGAAGAAAGGUCCAGUGGCAGCACAGAAGAAAAAAAAACAAACUUCGAAGAUUUAUGUUUAUGACGACUUAGUGCAUUUUUUUGGGGAAUAACGAAAAACGGUUUAAGUGAAUUAUGUAAGCUGAAAUUUGUUGAAAACCACGAUCUGCUUGGUGGCUGUUUGAUUAAUCGAUCCAGAGGCAUUAGUCCCAGACUGGUGUUAAGUGGUAAACUAAACGUUUCCUGUAAAAAAUUACUUAAGAUUACGCAUCGUUUCAGAUUAAGCUUAUCAAAGGAGUGGAUGUAUAGCAUGAUUUAGAAAAUGGAAUCUUUAAACGUUUAGCAUAUUUCAGUGUUAAUUAUCGCGAAUAAGCGAUAAGAAGAUACAAAUCUCCACAUUGCUACUUUUUGAAGUUUUAAUAUUCAUUGAUUUGAAUCAAUUUCUAACAAAGUAAAUCGAAGGACAAUUGGUAGACAGAAAAAUAUCCAGAGAAGGAGCUGAAUAAAUAAGAAUAAAUUUCCAUCAAACGUUUAACAUUGAUAACAGAGAUUUCCAUUUUUUUUUUAAAUUUACUACUUCAUCUCCAAGAUUGGUUUAUUGUUAAAAACAUGACUCUUUUGGCGCUUAGCUGCCCAUUGUCCAGAACUACAAUUUACAUGUUUUUGAUUUCGUUUUUCCGUACGCCAAAAUCACCUGAGGGAAAGGCGCCACCAAUCCACUUUUUUUUUUGCUGCUCUCUGCUUUCCAUUUCAGUGCCACGGGGGCUUCGAUACAUAUUCCAGCUCAUCGUGUAUUUUUGCAACCACCGGAAUGUAGAAGAGCUACAACGUGGGGAAAAAACCGCGAUCCUCACGACAAGUUACACUGAAUGUUUUUGUUUUUUCCUUUUUUCUUUCUCUUUCUUUCGUUGAGCUGAAGAAGUGGUAGCCCUCAUUAAAAGUCAAUAAAAUGCAAAGUGUGCAGGUUGUAUAUGCGCAAGAGACCUCUAGUACAUCGUACCUCAACUAAAAGGCGACGACUAGUGACGUUAAACGAGCCAAUAAAUAUUAACUCUCAGUUCUCCCGCGGCAAAAAAGCGUACGAUUUUUUUUCUGGAGCGUACCUACUUGGCAGUUGGCAUUAUUGUUGGUGGAUUUAUUGAGCAGUGUGGCCGCCGGCCGGUCUUCAGCUCUUCCUGCUGCUGCUCCAACAUUCCGAGCCUCUCGUCGGGCUCCAUGUAUUUUAGAGUUAUAAUACAUUUGUUGCAAUCUAAACUCCCUCGACUUCCCCCUCUUUCCAUAAGGUGUCGAAAGGAAAGUGCAGUCCAAAUGAUUUCCCGAACGUGUUGCUGCCGCACCUCCAACUCCUGCUGCCCUGAAAACCAUCGACCAUCGGCGAGAACGAAGAAGACGACAACCUCACCAAGCCAACAACAUUCAACCGGGCAACCGUAACUGGAAGAUGACAAAUCUAAACAAACUCAAAGUGGUCGUCAUUGGCAGCUCCAAAGUGGGAAAAUCGGCCGUCACAGUGCGCUAUCUGACCAAACGUUACAUCGGAGAGUACAGCUCGUCGAGGGAUUUUCUCUACCGGCACAGUGUGAUUUACGACAACAUUACCAACGAGGUGGAAAUCCUGGACACGUCCCGAUGCGAUAAACGAGGUUGCCUAUACGAACAUCUGCGCUGGGGUGACGCAUUCGUGGUGGUGUAUUCGAUCUGUGAUAAGGGCAGCUUCGAGGAGGCUGCCGACUAUCUGAUACAGCUGACCAAACUGAAGCUCCCGUCCUACUACACGAUUCUGCUGCUCGGCAACAAAAGCGACCUGGACCACGCCAGGGAAAUCUCGGUGCACGAUGGCCAGGAGCUGUCACUGCGGUAUUCCUGCCAGUUCUACGAGGUGUCGGCGGCCGAAAAUGUGGCCGGCGUCUCGCUAGCCUUCCAGUCGUUGAUCCGGGAGGCCCGCUCGACGCAGCUCUUCCGGGCCAUUCCGCUGCGCCGGAAACUGGGCGUCAACAGCGUUUCCAAGGCCCUCGGGAACAUCUUCGGCAAAAAUAGCAAAGGAGAACGAAAAAAGCGGCCCUCCCUCAGCAUAUGAUAUUGGGGGAUGGAAUCGAAUGAAGCUGAUUGACUAAUAAGAUAUGAUUUCAAAUUUCUUGAAUAUCCUUGUGUAGAUUUUUAAGAAUGAUUAGAUCUAGUUAGUUUUAGUUUUAUCUUGAUAAACAUUAAGAAACAUUCCGAACCUUGAAUCGAGAUCAUGUGAGACAUCUGUAUGAAUUUUAACUCUCAUUGUACAAAGCGAAUGAUCAAAAAAAGCAUCCAUUAGUUUAGUUUGUGUUCCUGAUUUUCAAAAGCUUAUUCUACCAUUUUAAUAAAAUGGACCAAUUUAUGCAGA
Messenger RNA from Uranotaenia lowii, 3071 nucleotides. Its product is annotated as ras-related and estrogen-regulated growth inhibitor-like. Bases 2139 to 2774 code for a protein of 211 amino acids. Gene Ontology annotation, molecular function: GTPase activity; GTP binding. The record is from RefSeq and is a predicted model, not a curated record. NCBI's taxonomy places the organism in Eukaryota, Metazoa, Arthropoda, Insecta, Diptera, Culicidae. The transcript is spliced from 6 exons.